Messenger RNA from Raphanus sativus (radish), 740 nucleotides. RefSeq names its product chaperone protein dnaJ C76, chloroplastic-like. Lineage: Eukaryota; Viridiplantae; Streptophyta; Magnoliopsida; Brassicales; Brassicaceae. The record is from RefSeq and is a predicted model, not a curated record. Bases 49 to 681 code for a protein of 210 amino acids. The transcript has 7 exons. Gene Ontology annotation, molecular function: electron transfer activity; iron ion binding.
UUUCAUUACAGCCUUGUGUUGCAGAUUCUUAGUGACCCUGUACAGAGAAUGGUUUACGAUGAGAUCCAUGGCUAUGCAGUGACUGCUACCAAUCCUUUUCUUGAUGACUCUAGCCCUAAGGAUCAUGUUUUUGUUGAUGAGUUUGCUUGUAUAGGCUGCAAAAACUGUGCCAAUGUGGCUCCAGAUAUAUUUAAGAUUGAGGAAGACUUUGGACGAGCAAGGGCCUGUAACCAGCGUGGCAACCCUGAUUUACUCCAACAAGCAGUUGAAACAUGUCCAGUUGAUUGUAUCUAUCAGACUUCUGCGGCACAGUUGUCAUUGCUCGAAGAUGAAAUGCGUAGGGUUGAAAGAGUGAAUGUUGCUCUGAUGCUUUCUGGAAUGGGGUCAGGAGCCGUUGAUGUUUUCAGAAUGGCGAGAUCUCGAUGGGAAAAGAGGCAAGCAAAAGUUUUGAACCAAGCUAGAAGUAGAAUGAUGAAGCGGAAAAGCACAGAUGAAACACCUUCCUAUUGGGAUAACCUCUGGGGCAAAGAUACUCAGUACCAGAAAAGCGAGGAAGAAGUACAAGAACGAGCACAGCGAGCGGCCGCAGCAGCCAGGAGAUGGAGGGAGUACUCACGAAAAGGCGUGGAUAAGCGCCCCACGUUCAAACUCCCUGACUCAUCCUCCAGGGGAGACAACUGAAACCACCUCCAGACAUGAAUCUUAAAUGGUAGUAAAGUAUAUAUGUAAUAAUUUCACUA